This is a messenger RNA of Bipolaris sorokiniana ND90Pr, 477 nucleotides long. RefSeq lists its product as uncharacterized. The coding region runs from base 136 to 465 and encodes 109 amino acids. The transcript has a single exon. Lineage: Eukaryota; Fungi; Ascomycota; Dothideomycetes; Pleosporales; Pleosporaceae. The record is from RefSeq and is a predicted model, not a curated record.
ACAGCCUUUAAGCUGGUAUUAUUUAAACCGUAUGAUGGAGAAGUUAACUGGUCGAGAACGACUUUGACACAUGGACACCAUGUUUCGGUGAUUCCGCACACGCUAACAGCUAAUGCAAUCCUGAGCGAUUGACAUAUGCAAGGCUGUAGCAAGACCGAGACAUGUCAUGCAGGCCGAAGACCCAAGAACCGAACGUUCGGGUUUGACAGCUACAAAAGCGGAGUGCCCAUGCAGUUCCUAUACACAACGUUUUAUGAAAUCACCCAAGAGCUUUUGGCAGUUGCAAAGCUUAGUAGCUUUGUGGUAACAAGAACGUUGGUGAUAACGGACAGAUCCGAGGCUUGGAACGUUUACGGCAGGUCUGGAGUAAGCAGGCGGGGGUGUACAGUAAGCCGCAGUCACCUCUCCAAUCAUGCCCUUGUCAAUGAAUGUACCGUGUACAGGGAAAACGUCAUCGUUUUGUGACCACCAUCUCUU